Messenger RNA from Tremella mesenterica DSM 1558, 1052 nucleotides. RefSeq lists its product as uncharacterized. The transcript has 7 exons. Gene Ontology annotation, biological process: double-strand break repair via homologous recombination. Gene Ontology annotation, molecular function: crossover junction DNA endonuclease activity; 5'-flap endonuclease activity. The record is from RefSeq and is a predicted model, not a curated record. Lineage: Eukaryota; Fungi; Basidiomycota; Tremellomycetes; Tremellales; Tremellaceae. The annotation marks the transcript as partial. Gene Ontology annotation, cellular component: Slx1-Slx4 complex.
AUGCCCUCCCAGCAGGUCGAGUCCCGAUCGACCCUUCUCGACGGCAACCAUACUUUCCCUCCCUUCUACGCUUGCUAUUUACUGCGCUCCAUGGCCAGUCCAAGCUCGAAUAGGACCUAUAUAGGUUCAACCCCGGAUCCCCCUCGUCGGCUCCGGCAGCAUAACGGGGAGCUUACUCAAGGGGCGUUCAAGACAUCGCGGUUCAGACCCUGGCGUUGGUCGUUUACUCACUACGCAGGAGAUGCAAAUGAUCGUGUAUGGUUUUCCGAGUAAGCUCACGGCCUUGCAGUUCGAGUGGGCAUGGCAGAAACCCGAGCUUUCUCGUCACCUUCGAGCGCACGACGCAGUAACAGAUGCUGAUCUUGGACCAUUGUUCAAGAAGGAUGGGAAAAGGAAUCAUCCCACACAGAAAAUUCUCGUCGCGCACAGCUUGCUGAAUGCGUCACCCUUCUGCCGACUCCCGCUCCAUAUCCGCUUCUUCAAUAAAGACAGUUUGGUUACUUAUCUCGCACUCCGUAGUGCCGAGCCGUCCUCUUCUGCGAGUGACGUCUCAGUCAUUCUUGAUUUGGGAGGCGUGUCGGGAUCCACAAACAAACGGCACCACGACACCCCUGGUGUGACGAGCCUAGGUGGACCGAUCGAUGUCACCGAUGACCAUUUUCGUUUAGGUUCGCGAGUAUGGCAAAAGUGGCAAAAGAUAGGUAUCGGUAUCUCAUCAGGUUGGUCCUGCGGUCUCUGUGGUAUACUACUCCAAUCCACUUCACAUUUGGCAUUCGCGUUGUGCUCAGCGUCGGGUGACGAUUCCUGUACCUUCGUGUCCCACCUUCACUGUCUUGCGUCUCAUUUUCUGGAGAAAAGCUCUGAGCCUCGAGAUCUGGGAUUCCUGUUACCUGUGAAAGGUCGCUGUCCCAAAUGCAGUGCUGACACAGACUGGGGAGAAGUGAUUCGUUCAUGCUUUGCUCGCCAAGAAGGCCAGUGGCGUGAGCGGAAAAUCAAAUAUAAUACGAACGCCGCAUUGGAUUCCGCUCCAGGAAAGAAAAGAGAUCGUAAAG